AUGUCGCUAGUCACCCAGACACAGACGGUCACAGACACAGCCACUACCGUGGUCCCAGCAGACACCACAAUCGUCACGGACGUAACAACAACGAUAACAUCUCACUUCUACACCACCUUGACAGCCACACAUGGCCAAACAGUCACCAUCUCCUCGCCCUCACCCUCGCCGCCUGCGCCGCCCGCCGCUCCUACCACGAAAUACACUCCCACUCCCAUCAUAGCCACCACAACAGAGACAUCAUCCGUUACAAUCACUGAGAUUGAUGUGUACCUGCAGAAUGACCAUGGCAGCCUGUAUUCCACCUGGGUCAUCUCGCUCCCAGUCGCCACGGGCCCUGCCACCACGUCUUCUGAACCUCCGACCCCUCUGAUUUAUGUGGUGGAACCGCAGCAGCAGCAUCAUGGUGGAUGGGAUGGCUGGUCCACGGGUGCAAAGGUCGGAUUGAUCGUGGGUUCGGUUUUGGCAGGCCUGCUGCCCUUGUCUCUCAUCUUCUGGUGCUGCAAGAGACGAAAGAUAUGGGUUGUCCAUGGUUGGCCGUGGUCAACUGCAGCACACGUUGCGCGUCCUCCUCAUCCAGGCCAGCCGACCUUCGUCAAUGGACCGGUCUUACCUUUAAACCAUCCCCAUCCACACGGUCGGGCGGCUUAUGGUUAUGGAUAA
Messenger RNA from Exophiala dermatitidis NIH/UT8656, 663 nucleotides. RefSeq lists its product as uncharacterized. The transcript has a single exon. The record is from RefSeq and is a predicted model, not a curated record. The coding region runs from base 1 to 663 and encodes 220 amino acids. NCBI's taxonomy places the organism in Eukaryota, Fungi, Ascomycota, Eurotiomycetes, Chaetothyriales, Herpotrichiellaceae.